AUGAAGACCAUAUUUGUGCAGACCUACAGCAGCUCCAGGAUGGCUGAUGAACAGAGCAGUCAGGGUGAGCCUGUUUCUCCUCUCUCAUUUGUUCAUCUUUCAACAAAUACCUCUUCAUCUUCACCUUCAUCAUCUUCCUGGUCUAAAACAGUGAAGGUGUUCCUGGUCGUCACUGGUCAGACCUUUGGUGCUGAUCAGGUCAUACUGGAACAAGUGGAGAACACAGGAUGGUCAACAUGGAAGGUGGAGAUCACUAGAAACCUGCAGGAAUGUGACGUCAUCAUCGUCUUCUGUCCAAUCGUGUCUCGUGUUGGAUCAGAUGUGGAGGCAGCCAUGAGAGAGGAUUCAGUGUCAUCUGGAGGUAAACCAGUCAUUCUAGUGCUGAUGCAUCACACCAGAGACCCCGACUAUUCAACCAGUGUCAGAAAAUGGUCUGAAACCUUUCAGAACGUCGUGUUGGAUGUUCACGUUCUCUUCCACGAGACUCAGCCGGGAUCACUGCUCUGUUCAAGAAAUGACCGGGCCGUCAAACUAAUACAAGAAGAGUUAAAGAAACCAGUUUGUAAAACUCAUUCAGUUUUGGUGUUUAACAGAGAAACAGGUUCAUGUGUCUGUAGUUCUGAAGAAAAGAUAUAUAAAUAAAUGCUUUAAAUGUUUAAAAUAUCAGCUUUAUAACAGGUCAUAUCAAUGUGAUUUCUCAAUCAAUCAAUGAAUGUGUGAUUGCAGCAGUAGUCCCGUGGUAGUGCCGUGGCGUCAGAUAAGGGGGGUGAAGGAUCUUAUUUCCAUUAGGAGCUGCAGUAGCUGCUCACCAACAACCAGCAGGUGGAACAUGUGAGCAGACCAGAUGUAGUCGACCUGUCAGCAGACUGAGGAACAGAGGAACGGUGGGAAAGUAUCUGGAAACAAGUCAAGACACUGUUUAACUGUCUCCCAGGCCUGUACAGUAAACCUACACAUUAAAGAGUCUUAAUUCAUAAUGG
Sander lucioperca (pikeperch) is the source of this 980-nucleotide messenger RNA. RefSeq lists its product as uncharacterized. The coding region runs from base 1 to 642 and encodes 213 amino acids. Lineage: Eukaryota; Metazoa; Chordata; Actinopteri; Perciformes; Percidae. The record is from RefSeq and is a predicted model, not a curated record. The transcript is spliced from 5 exons.